Molecule: messenger RNA, 898 nt
Organism: Trematosphaeria pertusa
Lineage: Eukaryota; Fungi; Ascomycota; Dothideomycetes; Pleosporales; Trematosphaeriaceae
Exons: 1
Coding region: 256-705 (149 amino acids)
Source: RefSeq, a predicted model, not a curated record
GUCAAGCGUCAGUCGUGCAUGUGGCAGCCACUAAUCUGAGGGAUGGACGCGCCACAGACGUGCCAAGCGCCUGCUCGUUCAGCGCCCACGGCAGAGAUAAGCCGAGUGCCUCGAGAGCCGGGCGACACAGGGCGACUAUCUGACUCUGCCUUUCCUAUGCAAUGGUUGUUGAGGGUAUUCGCGACUUGAGGCGCUGUCGUGGACUCGCACAGCGAGGCCGUGGGAUUGUCGUCCCCGUGUUAGGGCUGGCGAUCCAUGGAUGCUUGUGGGGAGCACGGCCCGGCUAUUAAUAAUCGUCGCGCUCCACCGCAGCUCAUCCGCAAAGCCGUCCGGACGGGAGACACCAGCAACACCAUCUGCCUACGGAUCCCUUUUCAUUAUUGCUCGCCGAAGUUUGUAGGCAUUGAGCAUCGUUAUCGCGUAGUAUGCUAUGCGUCCACGGCUCCGAGGCAGACCAGACCGUGCAACCGAGAAUGGCUGACCGCAUCCACCCGUCGACCGUCGUUUCGGUUUCAUCAACCACGGUACCUACGUACCGAUGCUGAUAUAGGCACAUCGUGGCCGCACGUGUCAGGCGUGAAGGAAUCCUCUUACGCGAUCAUAAUCCGAGUUCAACAAGAGGAAUUCGAAGCGCCCGAGGUGGCCGUCUGCAUUCCGCAUCGACAGAGAACGAAAACCGCGUAUAUGCGAACGCGAAGACCCUGAACCGAACAGGGUGCUGAUUGCGAGCAAGAGGCUGCAGUGAUAGCGCCACGUUAUUGGGCUAGAAGCCCUUCAGGUGCUGGCUGAGGUGUUCGAUCGGCAGUUGGCGGUGUCGGCAGCAGGCAUCCGCCCCUUCACAUGUGAAUGCCAUUUCGCUGCCAAGUGGGAGAAGGGACAGCAUGUGGGGUAUAUAAAA